CAGGCCACGGAGACGGACUGUUGGUUCAGGUCGUCGUGUGCUUCCGGAUUACCAAGCGCGAACAUUUCAAACUGCACCUUCACUCAGUGCACAAACCAGGGUUUCGGGGAAAUCGUUUAAGUGUCCACUGCAGUAGGUCGUCGUGUCAAAACAUCACAGGGACUAUCCAGUGUGAGCUGCAGCUUCCAGUGCCCGCGAUCACCAAAACAACUACCGUUUCUACUACGAAUAUCUCCGGUUAUACCAGCACACAAUUCCCAUCCACGACUCACUCGGGGUUAGCUUAUCCGGACUCCACCUGGGUGCGAUGUGACGUUGUACCUUCCACAAAUGGCGACGGCGAAUGCACCUUGCAGCCCUGUUACUCCCACGUUAGCGACAUUGGGGUGUUUGUUGGAGAGGCCACGGAGACGCGCUGCUGGUUCAGGUCGUCGUGUGCGUCCGGAUUACCAAGCGGGAACAUUUCAAACUGCACCUUCACUCAGUGCACAAAGCAGGGUUUUUGGGGAAAUCGUCUGGAUGUCCACUGCACUAGGUCGUCGUGUGCAGACUUUACAGGGACAAUUCAAUGUGAGCUACGACUGCCGAUAUCCACCACCACCAGAAGUACUACUCACAGUUUGGACUGGGAAACCCUCGCAUCAACCCAAUCGGAGUCGGUUCCGUCGCCAACAACUGCUGCCAGUGAACCUUUGAUUUACGACACUACGCAGUUGAUGUUCAAUGCGACAGUUUCCGUGGGCGACAACGCUAACAUAAAUAUGACCACACCAAUUACCACCACCAGCACACGGCCAAUCGGCAAAAAUUCUACAUUGGCGACAACAGCGUCACCGGCGACAACAACGUACCGUACACCAAUAACGAAACCCAACAUUGAGGAAGACACCAAUUCCGCAACCAUCGUUGCUAUUAGCGUGACCUUUUCGAUCAUCCUCUCUAUCAUGGCGGUGUGCUUGUUUAUAAAGUUUUGCCCAAAAAAAUUCGACCAUGUACGAGCACGUAUUAAAUCAGGAACGAGAAGACCAGACUUCUCCUCGUUGUAUAAAAAAGUUACGCGAUCAAAAGGCAACGAUUACAGCAAUCCUGGGAUACCACUACAUUACAAAAAGAAGCUGUUUUCACAUUACGAAGUUCCCCGUUGGCGGUUGACAGUGGACAAGUCACAGAUUGUCGGCAUCGGUCACUGUGGAAAAGUUUAUCGUGGUCGCUUCAUAGUUGUACAAGGCAAGAAGCAAGCGGAAAAGAGCGGCAAUAGCACCGAAUACCAGGAGGUGGCAGUAAAGGAUCUCCGCUAUAAAACCGACGAAACACUGCGCGCUGAAUUUUUUAAAGAGAUGGAGUGCGCCGUCAAGAUUGGUCGACAUCUGAACAUUGUCAAUCUCCUUGGAUUAAUACUGAAAGAUGAACUCUGCAUGAUCAUGGAAUACUGUGCACUUGGGUCACUCGAUCACUGUUUACGUGACAAUCGGAAGAAAAUGCUGGGACUCAGCAUGAACAGCGACACGGCGAUUGCAAGUAAUACAACAAAGCCAUUGCACGGUGCGCUGUUUACACUUGAUGAUCUGGUGGAUUUCUGUUUCCAAAUCUGCCGCGGAAUGGCGUACAUUUCUUCGAAAGGCAUUAUUCAUCGUGAUUUAGCGACCAGGAAUGUUUUACUCGAUAGCGAAUUGACGGCAAAGAUUUGUGAUUUCGGAAUGGCGCGCGACGAAAGCGAAUACACACUGGAAAGGUCAAACGUUCCGUUGCCGCUGAAGUGGAUGGCUCCGGAAGCGAUUUUUGACAAGCGAUUCACUGAAAAAUCCGAUGUGUGGUCUUUCGGUGUGGUCAUCUGGGAGAUUUUUACCAUGGGCGAAAAUCCUUACGCGGAGAUAUUUCGGGAGCUGGAUAUUGCCUUGCUAUUAAAAUUCCUACAGACGGGCAGUCGGCUGCCACGUCCAGAAGCUAUUGGCGAUGAAAUGUUUGGUCUGAUGAGUUCCUGUUGGGAAUGGAAAGCCGAAGCUCGUCCUGGCUUCGACAUUCUUGUUUCGAGUUUAGAACAUAUGGUUUCCGUAGACAAACGGGACUACUAUGUUGACUGCGACAUGACGAAUACCGCUGCUAACGAGGAAGUGAUUGUGAAGAGUUUAAUGGACAACGCUGAAUUCGAAGCUACUUGAAAUUCGUUUCACCGUGCAGAUAGUUUUUUUAUAGUCAGAAACGCCAGUCUUCUUUAUGAUAAAUUCCCAGCGAGCACAAAAACACAGAAAAUUGCUUUGUUGCUGUCUUGCUCCUGUAAAAAGCUGCGCUUCUUCAGUCCUGUAUUUCCAGCAAAACUAAUAUGGAUCAUUUGCGAAAUGAACAUAGAAAAUAAAAAUUAAAUCAUAAUACCACACUUUAAAUGCGUUUAUCCAUUAUUAUGCUUAGUUUUUUAUCAGCAAUCCGGAAAAAAAACGGUAUUAUGCAGGUCCCAAAACCUUGAUUUCUCUGGCUGGAAAUUGUGAGUUGGCUUAAAAACGGCGAUGUGUGCGAAGAAUAACUGGCAAAACGUUGGAGCGUACAGGUUUAGCCUAGGGACGCUGCCGGCUGUGCCAGGAGCAUGUUGUCAACAAUUUAACUGCAGCGGAUCAAACGUCAGAGGCGGAACAGCAUUCACCCAUGAAUUCUAAGCAGGACGGACCAUCCGAAAUGCAGACGGCCAACAGUGUACCGGUACAGGUUAAGAAUCCACAUAACGCCGCACACAUUCCCUGCUGUGCAGCUGCAGGUUGCUCACG
This is a messenger RNA of Paramacrobiotus metropolitanus, 2756 nucleotides long. RefSeq names its product fibroblast growth factor receptor 1-like. The transcript is spliced from 10 exons. Lineage: Eukaryota; Metazoa; Tardigrada; Eutardigrada; Parachela; Macrobiotidae. The record is from RefSeq and is a predicted model, not a curated record. Gene Ontology annotation, cellular component: signaling receptor complex. Gene Ontology annotation, molecular function: ATP binding; transmembrane receptor protein tyrosine kinase activity. Bases 717 to 2159 code for a protein of 480 amino acids. Gene Ontology annotation, biological process: positive regulation of kinase activity; cell surface receptor protein tyrosine kinase signaling pathway; protein phosphorylation.